UAGUGGAGGAGAGAGUACGGCAUUGGCCUUCACGGGCAUUGGAGAACGUAACGCUAACUCGGAUCUGGCACCUCGUAGCGUCGUUGUGAACCCUUGAUUUCCCUCGGUAACACCACUCUUCCUCUUUAAACCCUCUCCUCCCUCCCGUCCACCCUCGCACUUCUCCCCUUUGUCGUAGGUCUCCUAGACGCAGUGCGGGCGAGCUGGCGAUCGAGGCAGAGACCAGCGCGAGGAAGCGGAAGGCCGCCGACGGCGACGGAGAAGACGGCGGAGCGGCGGCGGUGAUGGAGAAGCCUCUCUCCGAGCAGGAACCCGCGGUGGGAGAGUCCUCCGGUUCUUGCUCCAACCCUAACCCUAUCCCUGGCUCCAUCGCUGCCAUGGAUGAUUUCGACUGGGCCAGCUUCAGGGACGACGACAUCAUGCAGCAGCACUCCGCCAUCCGAGCCGAGGAAGCCGCCAAGGUGCCCUUCGUUGGAGAUAAGGAGCCACUCUCUUCAUUAGCAGCUGAAUUUCAGUCAGGCAACCCCAUCCUUCAAGAGAAAAUCAAGUUGCUUGGUGAACAAUAUGGUGCAUUGAGGCGAACAAGGGGUGAUGGAAACUGUUUCUAUCGAAGCUUUAUGUUCUCUUACCUGGAGCAUAUUUUGGAGUCACAAGACAAAGCUGAGGUUGAUCGUAUUGUUGAGAAUAUUGAACAAUGCAAGAAGACACUUCAGGGUCUUGGAUAUGUUGACUUUACCUUUGAGGACUUCUUUUCAGUAUUUAUUGAGCAGCUGGAAAGUGUUGUGCAAGGAAAUGAAACUUCAAUAAGCCAUGAAGAACUCUUGCAAAGGAGCCGUGAUCAGAUGAUUUCGGAUUAUGUUGUAAUGUUCUUCAGAUUCGUCACUUCUGGUGAGAUACGCAAACGAGCUGAGUUUUUUGAACCAUUCAUCGCAGGCUUAACAAAUUCAACGGUGGAUCAGUUCUGCAAGGCUUCAGUGGAGCCAAUGGGAGAAGAAAGCGACCAUGUGCACAUCACUGCCCUCUCCGAUGCAUUAGGUGUGCCGAUACGUGUGGUGUACCUUGAUAGGAGCUCGUGUGACUCAGGUACUCUGAACAUAAACCAUCAUGAUUUUGUUCCUGGUUCCAAUUCACCUCAGGAAGGCGCUGCCCAGAAUAGUGACGCCAACACAACACCUUUUGUGACCCUGCUAUACCGGCCUGGCCAUUAUGAGAUUCUCUACCCAAAGUGAUGUGCUACCAAAUGUUUGGCUGCGGAAGGACAAAUGGAGAGAGGUCAUGGAUAUUGUGGGGCAGCGCCAUGAAGUUUUAGGUUCUUCUGUUUUGGAUGGGACCUUUGGUCCGAUUCUGAAUGGUUCUUAUUUUGUUUUUCAUGAUCCCAAUCCCCUCACAGGUGAUACAUUUUGUCAACAAAACGCAAUACUUUUUCUGAGAAUAUCCAAAAAAAAAAAAAAAACUAUCAGAUGCAAUUGGAGAUUCUUUGAAGCGUGUUCGGUGAUGAUUGGCAUACAUGGUUGGGCAAAAAUGUCGUCCCUUUCCCACUGGUUGUAACCGUAGAACGGCCAUUCGUUGUCUAGGUGGGUACGCUGCGAUGGCCUUUUGCUCU
This is a messenger RNA of Elaeis guineensis (African oil palm), 1603 nucleotides long. RefSeq names its product OVARIAN TUMOR DOMAIN-containing deubiquitinating enzyme 1. The record is from RefSeq and is a predicted model, not a curated record. NCBI's taxonomy places the organism in Eukaryota, Viridiplantae, Streptophyta, Magnoliopsida, Arecales, Arecaceae. Gene Ontology annotation, biological process: protein K48-linked deubiquitination. Gene Ontology annotation, molecular function: ubiquitin binding; cysteine-type deubiquitinase activity. Gene Ontology annotation, cellular component: nucleus.